Molecule: messenger RNA, 510 nt
Organism: Delphinapterus leucas (beluga whale)
Lineage: Eukaryota; Metazoa; Chordata; Mammalia; Artiodactyla; Monodontidae
Source: RefSeq, a predicted model, not a curated record
GGAAGUAACUUCAGAGGAGGAUCUGAUGGAUAUGGAAGUGGUCGUGGAUUUGGGGAUGGCUAUAAGGGGUAUGGAGGAGGACCUGGAGGUGGUUAAUUUUGGAGGUAGCCCUGGUCAUAGAGGAGGAAGAGAAGGAUAUGGUGGUGGAGGACCUGGAUAUGGCAACCAGGGUGGGGGCUACGGAGAUGGCUAUGACAACUAUGGAGGAGGAAAUUAUGGAAGUGGAAAUUUUAAUAAUUUUGGAAAUUAUAAUCAGCAACCUACUAACUAUGGCUCAAUGAAGAGUGGAAACUUUGGUGGUAGCAGAAACAUGGGAGGACCAUAUGGUGGAGGAAACUAUGGUCCAGGAGGUGGUGGAGGAAGUGGGGGGUAUAGAGGGAGAAGACGAUAUUGAUCUUCUUCCUAUUUACCAUGGGCUUCACUGUAUAAAUAGGAGAGGAUGAGAGCCCAGAGGUAACAGAACAGCUUCAGGUUAUCGAAAUAACAAUGUUAAGGAAACUCUCAUCUCAG